Molecule: messenger RNA, 4517 nt
Organism: Ahaetulla prasina
Lineage: Eukaryota; Metazoa; Chordata; Lepidosauria; Squamata; Colubridae
Gene: PTGS2
Product: prostaglandin-endoperoxide synthase 2
Exons: 10
Coding region: 208-2016 (602 amino acids)
Biological process (GO): response to oxidative stress; cyclooxygenase pathway
Cellular component (GO): cytoplasm; neuron projection
Molecular function (GO): peroxidase activity; oxidoreductase activity, acting on single donors with incorporation of molecular oxygen, incorporation of two atoms of oxygen; heme binding
Source: RefSeq, a predicted model, not a curated record
AAGGGCGGUCCCGGAAGCCUUACGGGAAGAGUUGAGUCACCAAGGGAGAAUAAAGGCCGAAGGUGCUCCGGAUCGCAUCCAGAGUCACGCCGAGCUGGAUAGUUUUCUCGCCAAAAGCGCGGCGGCGGCGAAACUUCAGCUUGAGUAAGAAAGUUCAGGAGAAAUUAAGUGGACGCCGGCUUGGCUGUUUUCUACCCAAAAUUGGACAUGAUUGUUCCAGCCCUGUUUUUAUUUUCUCUCUUGGCUUUCAGUCAAGCAGUUAAUCCUUGCUGUUCAAAUCCAUGCCAAAACCGAGGUUUCUGCAUGACAAAAGGUUUUGAUCAAUAUGAAUGUGAUUGUACACGGACUGGUUUUUAUGGAGAAAAUUGCACUAAACCGGAAUUUUAUACUUGGCUCAAACUUAAGUUAAAGCCUGCUCCAGACACGGUACACUAUAUACUCACACACUUCAAAGGCAUCUGGGAUAUAAUCAACAACAUUCCAUUCCUCCACAAUGCCAUAAUGAGAUACAUUCUAAUGUCCAGAUCCCAUUUAAUUGAAAGCCCACCAACCUAUAAUAGCAAUCAUGGUUUCAAAAGCUGGGAAGUCUACUCCAAUCUUUCCUAUUAUGCUCGAGCUGUUCCACCAGUGGAUCAUGACUGCCCUACCCCUAUGGGUGUGAAAGGCAAGAAGGAGCUUCCAGAUUCAAAAACGAUUGUAGAAAAAUUCUUGCUAAGGAGAAAAUUCAUUCCUGAUCCUCAAGGCACAAAUAUCAUGUUCACCUUCUUUGCCCAGCAUUUCACUCAUCAGUACUUCAAGACAGAUAUUAAAAAAGGACCAGGUUUCACAAAAGGUCUUGGACAUGGGGUUGAUCUUAGUCACAUCUAUGGAGAGACUUUGGACAGGCAGAUGAAACUAAGACUUUUUAAGGAUGGAAAGCUAAAAUUUCAGAUGAUCAAUGGAGAAAUGUAUCCACCUACUGUGAAAGAAACUGAGGCAGAAAUGAUUUAUCCACCCCAUAUCCCUGACCAUCUGAAAUUUUCUGUAGGACAGGAGGUCUUUGGCUUGGUUCCAGGGCUGAUGAUGUAUGCCACGUUGUGGCUCCGGGAACAUAAUCGGGUCUGUGACAUUCUUAAAGGAGAACACCCAGAAUGGGAUGAUGAACGACUAUUUCAGACUGCCAGACUAAUUUUGAUAGGAGAAACCAUCAAGAUUGUGAUUGAAGACUACGUGCAACAUUUAAGUGGAUACCAUUUCAAACUGAAGUUUGAUCCAGAACUUCUCUUCAACCAGAGAUUUCAAUAUCAGAACAGAAUAGCAGCAGAGUUCAAUACCCUCUACCAUUGGCAUCCUCUUCUGCCUGAUACCUUUCAUAUCCAAAACCAAGAAUAUACGUACCAACAGUUCAUGUAUAACAAUUCCAUUAUGUUAGAACAUGGCCUUUCUCACAUGGUGCAGUCUUUCUCCAAACAAAUGGCUGGAAGGGUAGCUGGAGGUAGGAAUCUUCCUGCUGUAGUGCAGAAAGUAGCUAAAGCUUCCAUUGAUCAAAGCCGGCAGAUGAGAUACCGAUCCUUGAAUGAAUACCGAAAGUUCUUUAUGCUGAAACCUUACACAUCAUUUGAAGAACUUACUGGUGAAAAAGAAAUGGCUGCAGAACUUCAAGAACUCUAUGGUGAUAUUGAUGCUAUGGAAUUAUACCCUGCUCUUCUUAUUGAAAAGCCACGUCCUGGAGCCAUCUUUGGUGAAACCAUGAUUGAACUUGGGGCUCCCUUCUCCUUGAAAGGUCUUAUGGGAAACGUCAUCUGCUCACCUGAAUACUGGAAGCCAAGUACUUUUGGGGGUGCAGUGGGCUUUGACAUCGUGAAUACAGCCUCACUCCAAAGCCUCGUUUGCAAUAAUGUGAAGGGCUGCCCCGGCACAGCUUUCCAUGUCAUCAGCUCCGAGACACUGGCAACAAAUAACGUCAGUGCAUCCAGCAGGUCGAUGGAUGAAAUCAGCCCUGCUGUACUUCUCAAAGAGCGCUCAACGGAAUUGUAGUGGGGGGGGGAAUCACUAUUGGUGUAUAUUUAUUUAUUAAUUUAUUUAUAUAACAAUAUUUAUUUAUAUUUCAAACAAAGCUGCCAUGGACCUCUGUAUAUUUUCCUGUGCAUUGGCAUUUAAUUCAUUGACUUGAAGGGGUUGUUGCUUAGAUUUGCAAGACAGGUUCUCUUCCUUCCUCAUAUCUUCUGUACCACAACGAGAUAUGUGAGCUAUUCCAAAAUGGAUCAAGGACCACAGAUUUGCUGCUUUAAACACAAACAAUAAUCUUGAGUGGGUUCUUUUUUCCCCAUUGUGACAUCAUGAUGGUAAAGCAGGUUAAGUGCUCUUUUUCAUUCAAUAAAGUGCUUUUAUUUUAAGGACGUGGAUCAUUCUUUUGCUUAAUUGAGAUAAGAGAACUCAGGAAAUGAAAUUGGGAUGCAAAAAAUUCUCAGUUUUCAAAAUCUUAUGGUUUCUCAUAUAUAAUUCAUUUUCUGCUUCCUGAUUUUGUAUCAGUUAACAGAGAGCCCAAUUUAGACGUAUCAUAAAUUUUUGGUCAAUAAUAUUGUAAAAGUACGUAACUCCCUACUUUUCUAUUUCUCAUUCAUUUGGUAAGGCCUUUUCUUGAAGGAAUUAACUAGUUAAAUCUUUUUCAUUAAAUCUUAAAAUAAAAGGCAUUGCUUUUUGUUUAAGUUCCUAUAUAUAUUGCCUUACUAAAUGAAUAGGAACAAGUAACCCCACUAAAAUACAACUUGUUUUUCAGUUUUUUCAAAUCUCUCAUCUGUAUCCUUUUUUAUUUUCAGAAACUAAGAAGAUUACCCAAUUCCUGUAAAACCCAUUUUUAUAUUAAACCGUUCAAUAGUUGUCCAACAAUCAGACAUUAAGUCAUUUUUCUCUUAAUUUGCCAUCAGGUUUCCAUAGAGUAUGUGGCAACUUUUUAUUUUCCUAUAUCACUUAUAUGGUGGGGAAGAGCCUGUCUCCCAUAGGAGACAAGGUGAGUUCUGGAUAAUCCACUCUUGCUGGAUUUCAGCAUGAUUUUGAACUCUGGAAUCUCUCUUUUAGCAUUGCACUUUAUGCAAAGAAGGCCAGUUCAACAUUAACACUUUAACACUACAUUUUGUGUAAUAUUGUGAGUGUUCAGGUAGAUUAUAGAUUUCUAUAGUUGACUUAUAACUUGAAAAAUGCAGGUUUUUUGUAUUAUGUUUGUUAAAUGUUAAAUAUUUUGUAUGGCUGAAGAAAUAUUGAAAUCUAAUAGGGUCUAACACACUACUUGCUAAGAAUUUUACUUUUUGGACCCUUUAGUACAAAACUUUGAUGGUAUUUGUGAAGAUUCUUUCUAAAAGAUGAAAAAUGAAAGGGAAAAAUAUUGCUGGCUGGAAAAAAAAAUCUCAGGAUAACCAAAGAGUGCUUUUAAUAAAGGCUUUUAUUUAGGGUGCUCUUAAUAAAGGCUUGUUGUUCUUAGUGUUAUAUCACUGGAACUUACAGAAAAGAAUCUCUGAUUAUGCCCAACUUUUUGAAUUUUUCUUAAGACAACACUGUCUUACUUAAAUUGGUCACCUGUGUUCUUUAAGUUUCCUAUUGCUAUGAUUUUUUCCAGUUGUCUUUUCAUCAGCAAUACGGUACCCUGCCCUUUCUUGAACUGAAUGCUUAAUUUUAAUAUUUUCCCUUAGUGCUUCAUCUUGGCCAGUGUUGCCUCUCUUUAUCUGUUUGUCUUUCAUUGUUCGGUUUGUCCUUCAUACCUUUUAUACAGUACUUGUAUUAUAUAAAUGCUAUGUAAUAACCAGGGGUGAAAUCUACUUACCUUCCUUACUGGCUCGGAAGUCGCGCACAUGGAAGUAAUGACACCCGUGGAAGUAAUGACACCCGGGAGGCGAGUGUCGCCGGUGGUUCAGCGAUCGCUACUGGAUCGCCGGACCACCAGCCACGAUUGCUACCAGAUCGCAAGAUCCGGUCAGAACCGGGAGCAUUUCACCCCUGGUAAUAACUGGUAUUACACUGUAAAAUGCCAUGCUGCAGAAUGAUGUUUUUUCUGCAUUUGUUCUAUGUAUUUAUCAAGCAGAUUAGUUUUCUUUUAUAAUAGGUUUCUAUUUCUUCUAGAGGAGAAAAAAAAAUCCCAAGAAAACUAAUUUAUCUCAGCAAGCUGGUCUUGGUUGGGUGUUUAGAUUAUAGCUGCUUGACAGCUAAGAUGUUGAGGAACCCAGAGAAAAUUUGACACUUUUUUUUGUAUAUGAUUAAAUCUGCUGGAUUUGAAGUGUAUAUUUAUUAAAUAUUUUUACUUAAUUCUUCAGUUCCCAGAACAUUUUAUAAAAACAAGAAACAAAAGAAUUCAAUUGAACAAUUUAAAUAACUUCCAUGCAGGAAAUAGAUUUUUUCUGAAUUGUGGCCUCUUAAAUGUAUUAAUGAAAAUGAAUGUAUAAUUUAUUGAUGUAAUUAUUUAAAUUAUAUUAAGAUAUAAUUUUAAUUAUAUUUUUUACUUUCACAGUGUGCAUAAAAAUGUCAAAAAUAAAAUUUAAUACUAAGCC